AUGGCCCCCGCAGUGAAUGGUCAGCUUGCUAUCCUCGCCGGCAUUCCUCUGUCCUUUGUCGCGGUCACGGCACUUAUGCGGUUGAUCAAGAAGCGACAGAAUAACCAUUCUCUUCCUCCUGGCCCAGUGCCGCUCCCGCUGUUAGGGAACGUCUUAUCUAUUGACGCUAAGGAGCCUUGGUUGACUUAUACCGAAUGGGGUGCUAUGUAUGGGGACUUGAUCUUCGUGCGAAAUCUAGACGAGGACAUAGUCGUGAUCAAUUCUCAGCAUAUCGCAGAAGACUUAUUGGACAAGCGUUCUCGUAUUUACUCCGAUCGACCAUACCUAGCUACACUCAAGCCAUAUGGUUUAUCGAUCAACUUUGGAUUCAUAGGUUAUGGUGAUGAAUGGCGUCUCUGCCGACGACUCUUCCACCAAACUUUCCGUCUUGAAUCUGCAUUGAAAUUUUACCCAAUGCAGAUCAGGCGAGCUCGUGAGAUGGUCGUCAACCUAGUCGAUGACCCUCAACACUAUUAUGACCACUUCGCAACAUUCUCGUUGUCUGUUGUGAUGUCCACUGUAUAUGACUAUAAUAUCAGUGCUCGGGAUGAUCCUGUGGUACAGACUGUGAUAAAGGCAUUGGUUCCGGGCUUGACCUUGUUGACCCCAGAGAGAGCACUGAUGCUUAAAACCUUCCCCUUCUUACUGAAGUUACCUGACUGGUGCUGGGGAUCCUCGAUUAAGCGUAGUGCUCGAACUUCGACCGAACGCGUCAAUCAAAUGGCCGACGUGCCAUUCCAAUAUGUGCAACAGCACAUGGCCGACAGCUCGUUCGACGUUCAAUCUUCAAUGGUUGCAGAAAAUUUGCGACGGAUGGAGAUGCAAGAGGAGGCAUUCAAACCUGCAUUCAAGAAUGCCUUGAGGAAAGCAGCUACUACCGCUAUUAUAGCUUCAUAUGAGACGACUGCGGCAACUGUGAUGAAACGCGCACAAGCAGAAAUUGACUCGGUGAUUGGAAGAGAUCGGCUGCCAACAUUCGAGGACAGAGCAUCACUACCCUACAUUGAUGCAGUUGUGCGGGAAACUUUCCGAUGGCAGCCUGUUACACCCCUUGGCGUACCGCAUGCUACCUCGAGUGAUGACAUAUACAACGGCUAUUUCAUUCCAAAAGGGGCGUUACACGAGAUGAAAAGCGGUACCCCCGAUGCAUCUCGUUUUAUGCCAGAGAGAUUCAUCGACGUUAAUGGUGCGUUGACAAGUGAUGACCCCGCACAAUACAUUUUCGGCCUUGGCCGGCGUAUAUGUCCAGGGCGGUAUACUGCUGAUGCCUCCGCGUGGUGCUCCAUUGCGACCAUGUUGGCCACAUUGCAUAUUGCUUCUGCCAAAGACGACCAAGGCAAAGUAAUCAGCUUCACCCCCACGUUCAUCCCGGGUCUGAUUCGCCGUCCUGCGGUCUUCCCUUGCAGUAUUUCGGCACGGUCUCACAUUCAUUCUGACGUUGUGGACGGUUGGCGAACUGCCGAGUUUUAAAAGAAGGGAUGCUUCAAUCACCCAGCGUGUCUAGCUGCUGUAUCGAGGAUCCUGAGACGUUUCGGUGACGGCGUGCCA
Molecule: messenger RNA, 1587 nt
Organism: Suillus subalutaceus
Lineage: Eukaryota; Fungi; Basidiomycota; Agaricomycetes; Boletales; Suillaceae
Product: cytochrome P450
Exons: 14
Coding region: 1-1509 (502 amino acids)
Molecular function (GO): monooxygenase activity; iron ion binding; heme binding
Source: RefSeq, a predicted model, not a curated record